GGAAAUCAAAUGUCAAAGCAAAUCAAAAUGUUCGGAUCAAAAUGUGAUUUUGACAUUUAUUUCAGUAGUGAUAAAAUUUCGAUUAGUAUCCGCACGUUGAAUGGUUGACCGUUUUUUUUCAAUGCCAAAUCAAUUCCCAGCAUCACUUCACACCAGUCUGCUUUCAUUUUGAAUGUGGCGGACCCUAUAGAAAUAUUGUAAAUGAAUUGUGUAGUUCCAAUGUUUAGAUACUGAGAAAUUAUAUAACGAAAGCUGCAAUUUGCGUCGACUUGUAUAAUUGCUCAGCGUUUUUUUCAUUAAAAACAUAUGUGAAAUUUGAUAGCGUGUUUAUUUAGGCAACAGAAAAUCAGAUCCAAGAAAUGCUAUGCUUUGAGAAAACACGGUGAAAGGAUGUUAUCAAUUUUUCAGUAAUGUCAUUGAAAAGCCGCUACUUCGGGAAAUGUCGAAAACGCCGGAUAAUACCAAUAAGCGCGUCCCAUCUAAUAAGCAAAUGUUCCGAAACGAGAGACAACUAUCCAACUUUAGUCUGGAAUGGCGGGAAUUUCUGUGCGGCUGGAGCGCCGCCUUCUUCAACAUUGGUCUCACAUAUCCUAUUCAUAAGAUGAUAUUUCGCCAAAUGCUGCACGGCGUGCCAUUCUCGUCGGCCUUUGCCCAGUUGCGCCAUGAAGGCAUUGGGUACCUGUAUCGCGGUAUUCUCCCACCGCUAGCACAAAAAACUAUUUCGCUGUCGAUCAUGUUCGGCGUGUACGAUGGCUCGCGUAAAGCGCUCACCAAGUCCAUGAACAUGGGCGAGUAUAGUGCCAAGUGUUGCGCAGGACUGAUAGCAGGGAGUUUGGAGGCAGGCCUGCUGCCGUUCGAGCGAGUACAAACUCUUCUUGCCGAUCAAAAGUAUCACACUAGGUUUAGGAAUAUGCCGGACUGCUUCAAAUACGUAUACGCCCACCAUGGUGCUAAGGAGUUGUUUAGGGGCAUGGUUCCUGUGCUGUUUAGAAACGGGCCUUCGAAUUCCAUGUUUUUCUUGAUGCGGGAAGAAGCUGCAGCGAAGUUACCAAAACAUAAAUCUUCAACCCUGCAGUCACUGCAGGAAUUCGCGUCUGGUGCUAUAAUUGGGGCAAGUUUAAGUGCACUUUAUUACCCAUUCAAUGUGAUCAAGGUGUCGAUGCAGAGCGAGAUGGGUCAUGCUUAUGAAGGCAUGCUCACUGCCGCACAACGAAUUUACUGGGAGCGCGGGUUUUCGAUAAAAAGAUUCUAUCGGGGCUGUGGCUUUAACGCACUACGGGCUUCUGUCAGCUGGGGCGUGACAAACACCGCGUACGAGAAUAUUAAAACGUUCAUUUAUAAAAUUUAAAGAGAUUCUUUGAGAUUUCCUAUUUGGUUCCUUGUUAAAAUCCGCCUCAUUGUUCGAGGGCGCACUACAAUCAAUGUUCGGAUCAUUCAAAAUUGCAUCGAUCCGAAUUCUGUCAGAUCAUCCAAUGGUGUCCAAAUGUAAAUUUUCCUUUUUUUUAUAAAAAGAACCACAAAAUGAAGUAUGCCAAGAUUUAAACCGAAAAAGAAUAGAAACUCGAAAGGAGUAUUCGAUGGGGCACACUGCGCUUGGAAGCAGCAAGAGGGGAACUUUCUAGUCUAGUCGGGAAUCAUGUUAUCUUCGAUAAGCUCAUGAUUUAGCAUUUAUUUCCGUUAAAAACGAAUAGCACGUAAAGAAUAAUUUGAUGGUAAUAGUUACAGAUUUGUAUAAAGCCUACAUACAUAUACCGGCGCUGUGUAUAGUUUCUAUUUCGUAGUUUAACUAUUUAUUUUCUAAAUAAAAGACAAUUUCAAGAAAA
This is a messenger RNA of Hermetia illucens (black soldier fly), 1823 nucleotides long. RefSeq names its product mitochondrial nicotinamide adenine dinucleotide transporter SLC25A51. NCBI's taxonomy places the organism in Eukaryota, Metazoa, Arthropoda, Insecta, Diptera, Stratiomyidae. The transcript is spliced from 4 exons. The record is from RefSeq and is a predicted model, not a curated record. The coding region runs from base 440 to 1348 and encodes 302 amino acids.